Molecule: messenger RNA, 4377 nt
Organism: Chrysemys picta bellii (western painted turtle)
Lineage: Eukaryota; Metazoa; Chordata; Testudines; Emydidae
Source: RefSeq, a predicted model, not a curated record
AUGUACUGACUUCGCUAGGGCUUUCAUGUAGCCUGUUGUAAAACUAGGCAAAUAUCUUGAUGAGUUGAUGUACCCCCUGGAAGAUCUCUGAAUACCUCCAGGAGUAUGUGUACCCCUGAUUGAGAACCACUGCUCUACAGGGUAGCAGUGAAACCAUCUAAACACACAGUGCUUGCCAAUCCACAGAGUAAACACACUGAAAAAAUACAUUUUCUGUAACUUCUUUUAGGCUGUGCCUACACUUAAAAUGCUACAACAGCACAACUGCAGUGGUGCCGCUAUAGCGCUUCAGUGUAAACGCUCGCCACGGCAACAGGAGGGGUUCUCGUGUUGCUGUAGGUAAUCCACCUGCCCAAAAGGCAGUAGCUAGAUUGACAGAAGAAUUCUUCUGUUGAACUAGCGCUGUCUACGCUGGGGGUUAAGUCGGUUUAUUACGCCUCUCAGGGGUGUAUGGGUAUCAUCACAAGCUAAUAAGAAUGCCCAUACUGGGUCAGACCAAAGGUCCGUCUAAUCAUCUCAAACAAUUUUACUAAGAUCCAUUUUUUCUCCAUUAGCCUUACAUUUUGGACCUAAUCUAUCUGGCAGUCCUAUUAAAUGUAGAACCAGAGCUCUGCUCACCUACCCAAUGUGCAGCUCCAAGCAUCUUGUUGACACUAAACAAAUAAUAAAUAACCAUUGUGAAGAACUGAGAAAUAAAAACAAAAUUUCUCCCUUGUCUGACUUAUGGUUUUAGUAAUUAUUUUUAAGUUUCCUGACUCUGCUGUCUGACUGCAGUAAACAUAUACAAGUCUACCCCGAUAUAACGCUGUCCUUGGGAGCAAAAAAUCUUACCGCGUUAUAGGUGAAACUGCGUUAUAUCGAGCUUGCUUUGAUCCACCGGAGUGCGCAGCCCUGCCCCCUCCCUGCCCCGGAGCACUGCUUUACCGCGUUAUAUCAGAAUUCGUGUUCUAUCGGGUUGCGUUAUAUCGGGGUAGAGGUGUAUUUCUAAUCCUCUGCAAAAGAGGAAGCUUCUGUCCCCAUCAUUCAGUCGGUUUAACAUCUUAUUCUUUUUUAGACCUGUCCCCACUAAGAACAGGGCCAUGUUACCUAAAGCUGUGAUUUGGUGAGGUCAGCUGUAGCCACAUGUACAAAGGCUGCUUUUGGCUAGUCUUCAUAUCUGUGUAGGAGACUGCCUGCGUAGACCAGAUUGCAGGACUUGGAAACACGUUCUGCUGCUUGUGGUACUGAGUAUCGAUAGGUGUCUUAUAAUGUUGAAGAUAAUGGCAGAGUUUCAAACAAUUAAGUCUUGUGACAAGUGAAGGCGUUGCCUCUCAGAAAACCUACCAAUCGUGCUGGUGUGAAUGUUCCAGCUGGCUUCUAACAGGCGUUACUACUGGCUGGAAAUGGGUUCUCAUUGCCUGGCGCGAUUGAUCAAGAGGACAGCAUGGCCGCCACUGCAGCAGUCAGUCCCAGUGAAUACCUGCAGCCUGCUGCUUCCACAGCACAGGACUCUCAGCCCUCUCCACUAGCCCUGCUUGCAGCAACAUGUAGUAAAAUCGGUCCUCCCGCCGUGGAAGCCGCCGUCACGCCUCCGGCCCCGCCUCAGCCCACACCUCGAAAACUUGUCCCCAUCAAACCCGCGCCAGUUCCUCUGGGUUCCAGUAAAAACAGCUUUGGGAUCUUGUCGUCGAAAGGGAACCUCUUCCAGAUCCAGGGGUCUCAGCUUGGGACAUCCUAUCCUGGGGGGCAACUGGUUUUUGCCAUUCAGAAUCCAACCAUGAUCAACAAAGGGGCCCGCUCGUCGACGAACAUCCAGUACCAGACUGUCCCACAGAUUCAAGCAGCAGGGGGGCAGACCAUACAAGUUCAGCAGAACCUCGCCAAUCAGAUUCAGAUUAUCCCCGGCACUAACCAAGCGAUCAUUACCCCCUCCUCUUCCACGCACAAGCCAGUGCCAAUCAAGCCGGCUCCCGCGCACAAGGCAGGGGCAUCGUCUGUGCAGAGUGCAAGCAACGUCGUCAAGCUGACCGGCGGCAGCAACGUAACGCUCACCCUGCCGGUUAAUAACCUGGUGAACGCCGCUGAGCCCGGCGCUCAGGCUCAGAUCAUAACCGAGAGCCCGUCAAAGCCCUGUAAAAAGACUAGAAAGAAGGCCAUGUCACCAGCCCAGACGACAGCCAUGGCGGUGGCCGAGCAAGUAGAAACGGUGUUGAUAGAGACUACGGCAGAUAACAUCAUCCAGGCCGGCAAUAACCUGUUGAUAGUGCAGAGUCCUGGCUCAGGCCAGCCAGCGGUGGUGCAGCAGGUCCAGGUGGUCCAACCCAAGCAAGAGCAGCAGGUGGUCCAGAUUCCCCAGCAGGCCCUGAGAGUGGUCCAGGCGGCCUCAGCCACUCUCCCUACCGUCCCCCAGAAGUCCUCUCAGAACUUUCAGAUCCAGGCAGCUGAGCCAACUCCUACGCAGGUCUACUUCAAAACACCUUCAGGGGAGCUGCAGACCGUGCUGCUUCAGGAAGCCCCAGCUGUGACGGUGGCCCCGUCUCCCACCUCGUGCAGCAGCCCCGUGUCCCGCAGCUCCCAAGCAGGAGGGAGCUGCAAAAAGCCAGCCGCCCGCAAAGAGCGCACCCUGCCAAAGAUCGCCCCUGCCGGAGGCAUCAUCAGCUUGAACGCGGCUCAGCUGGCAGCUGCGGCCCAGGCGAUGCAGACCAUCAACAUUAACGGUGUCCAAGUCCAAGGAGUACCUGUCACCAUCACCAACACCGGAGGCCAGCAGCAGCUGACGGUCCAGAACGUGUCUGGCAACAACCUGACCAUCAGCGGCCUGAGCCCAACCCAGAUCCAGUUGCAGAUGGAGCAGGCGCUGUCCGGGGAGAUCCAGCCUGGGGAGAAGAGGCGGCGCAUGGCGUGCACCUGCCCCAACUGCAAGGACGGGGAGAAAAGGUCAGGGGAUCAGGGGAAGAAGAAGCACAUCUGCCACAUCCCUGAGUGCGGCAAGACUUUCCGCAAGACCUCGCUGCUGCGGGCCCACGUCCGCCUGCACACGGGCGAGCGCCCGUUUGUCUGCAACUGGGUCUUCUGCGGGAAGAGGUUCACGCGCAGCGACGAGCUGCAGCGGCACGCCCGGACGCACACAGGUGAUAAGCGUUUUGAGUGUGCGCAGUGCCAAAAGCGCUUCAUGAGAAGUGACCACCUGACGAAGCACUAUAAAACCCACCUGGUCACCAAGAACUUGUAGGCUUAGCGGCAGCCAGACGGGGGCCGCCAGCUGGCCCUCUAAGCACUGGCUAAGGCCCGCACUGUCAUGGACAGUCCCUGGCAAGGGUACGGCGUAGGGGUUGGGCAGACGGCCAGCCCUGGGACUCCGCAGCCGUAGUCGCGCUCCUGGCUUUGAUACCCUCCCAGAGGUGUCCGCGCGGGGAGAGGAGUCAUUGCUGAUCUUCCUUCCUUGGAAGCCAUCCGCCUUCCAGCACAAUCCUUGGGAAUCCAGCUCCUUCCUCCGCAGAGCGCGUCAGAGCCGGACAUUGAUCGCACGGGCCGGGACGAAGGAGAAGCCCUUGUUUCCAAAGGAAAAUGCUGACAUGGGUGCGAGCGGCAGCCCCUGCGCCGCAGGCUGGGGGGACUGAACAAGCAGGGCCGUGCCAACCUCGUGUAAACGGCACGAGGAUGCCAGCGAAACUUUCUCACGGUGGGCCCCCUCCUCCCCGCGCUUGUGAAGCUUUGACACAGCAGGGGGCAGCACUCCACAGACAGCCCACCCGGCGCUCUGCGGCACAUUCCUACUUUAUAUUUAAAAUCUAUAAAUAUCUAUAAAUAUCUCUCUAUAUAAACUCCUUUGGAAGGUCCUUUUUUUCUAUGGAAAUUGUUGCCUUACGCUCCCAGCUCCCGAGUAUGAACAUUGUGUAUCGUGAGUGCUUUUUUUUAUUUUAUUUUUUAUUUAAUUGUGCCCGGUUAAUAAUCUCCCCUCCCAAUCCUUUUCCCUCCAAAGUUCUUUUCCAAUAAUGAAUUGAAGAGGGUUUUUUUCUCUCCGCUGAUUUAUUUUUCCUUUUCAUUUCCCAGUGACACGGCGUUUCCUUUUGAAUCUUGGAUCUUUAAAUCCUCUUUUGCCCAUAAUGCCGACCCCCCCCCCCACCUCCCCGCACUGUGUAUAGUGUAUAUUGUAUCAUAGACUAUAUUGCUUCCGUGUUUACUACAUGUUUCAAAAACAUAUGGCUUGUUAUUUUUGAGCUUUUAAAUUAAAAAAAAAAUCCACUUUAUUUUUUAGGUGUAACUGCUUGAGGUAUGUUUUAUGAAUUAAGUGACCGAUCUGUUAUUCUUUAUUAACGAUGUAACUGGCUGGCUGGUGCAGAGUCAGCCAAGAGUUUUUUCUUGCUAAAUAAAUUUAGUCGCCAGAGGCAAACCCAG